Anthostomella pinea is the source of this 531-nucleotide messenger RNA. The record is from the annotation of a GenBank genome assembly. Lineage: Eukaryota; Fungi; Ascomycota; Sordariomycetes; Xylariales; Xylariaceae.
AUGCACCACACCCUCUUCGUCCUCGUAUACCCUUCACGUCUAUUCGCUGCGCAUUGGUCUUUCUGGCUGCCUUAUGACGAUGCCAGCAACCACAUCGGCGACCGCGUUCACGUGACAGGCGAUCGCCUCGGCGGAUUCCAGUAUGAAUACAUCCGCAACUACGAUGUCAGCGAGGACGACAGGCACCCCAAGGCCCUGCCUAUCGGGAUUGUGUCGGACACACACUUGAGCAAAGCAAGCAAGGACGAAAACCUCGCUCCAAGCGAAAAGGGUCAGCAAGACGCUGAGCAUGUCGCUUUCAAUGCGUUUGACGAGGCUUGUAGAGAGGUACCAGCACCCGGACCCAGCUUCAACAAGGUGAACAGGUCAGAUGCUGCCAAGGCGCCUGGAGCGCCUCCCAAGAAAGCAGAGGUCAAAGACUGCCAGUGGUGGAUCAAGGAGGCUGCUUCGCAUAUGGUGAAAACGGGAAUGCUGUUAUCCUUGGAGGAAGAAGACGGGAAGGAGUCUCCGAUCCGCCUGCCACGCCAUUGA